GUGUUGGAAAAAGUUCGUUAUUAUUACGGUUUGCUGAUAACACUUUUACUGGAAAUUAUAUCACAACUAUUGGUGUAGACUUCAAGAUACGUACAUUAGAAGUAGAUGGUGCAAGAGUGAAAUUACAAAUAUGGGAUACUGCUGGCCAAGAACGAUUUAGAACAAUCACAUCCACGUAUUAUCGAGGCACACAUGGUGUAAUUGUUGUAUACGAUGUUACGAAUGGCGAAAGUUUUGCGAAUGUGAAACGAUGGCUUCAUGAAAUAGAACAGAAUUGUGAAGUAGUCAACAGAAUAUUAGUUGGCAACAAAAAUGACUGUCCUGAUAGGAAAGUGGUAUUGUAUGAGGAUGCUAAAAGAUUUGCUGAUCAGAUGAACAUCAGUCUCUUUGAAACUAGUGCAAAGGAUAAUAUUAAUGUUGAAGAGAUGUUCACAGUAAUGACUAGGAUGGUACUGCAAGCUAAGAAGGAACAGAAAGACAGACAGAAUGCAUCAAAUGACCCUGUACGACUCCAUAGUACUAAAAAGAGCAAAGGGAAGCAGAAAUGCUGCUAGCACUCAUACAUGUUCAUUUCAUCGGAACCAAGGGUGGUGGUGCGUGUGGCAUCACAAUCGCAAGAGUGAUUAGAUUUUUCUCCUAAUUUAAUGUAUGAAUGCUUUAUCUUUUGAGAGGUAUUUUAUACUUCACAUAAUGUGCGCAUGGAAGUGUAUUUUUGUGUGAGUGACUUUGUGUACAAGAUUAUGUAAAACUAUAUGAAAGACUGAUUAAAUUUUUCAUCUUUUA
Macrobrachium nipponense is the source of this 783-nucleotide messenger RNA. It is a transcript of the gene Rab35, whose product is annotated as ras-related protein Rab-35-like. Gene Ontology annotation, biological process: endocytic recycling. Gene Ontology annotation, cellular component: endosome membrane; plasma membrane. Gene Ontology annotation, molecular function: GTP binding; GTPase activity. The record is from RefSeq and is a predicted model, not a curated record. NCBI's taxonomy places the organism in Eukaryota, Metazoa, Arthropoda, Malacostraca, Decapoda, Palaemonidae.